Brienomyrus brachyistius is the source of this 9509-nucleotide messenger RNA. RefSeq names its product neuronal calcium sensor 1-like. The transcript has 10 exons. Lineage: Eukaryota; Metazoa; Chordata; Actinopteri; Osteoglossiformes; Mormyridae. Bases 320 to 988 code for a protein of 222 amino acids. Gene Ontology annotation, molecular function: calcium sensitive guanylate cyclase activator activity; calcium ion binding. The record is from RefSeq and is a predicted model, not a curated record.
GGGACUUGCUCCUGAAACGAGGCUUUGGAUCUCAGUGGGUGGGGGGGGGCUCCAGGUGGUAGAUUCCCAGGAGGUGAUUCUUGAAGAGAGCCCCCCAGCCUCUGCCACCCAUGGACACAGCCCCCCUGCGGCGUGGAGCUGACACAAAGCGGAGGUCGACAUGGGAGCAGGAAUGUGACAUGGUUGAGCGGAUUAUCUGCUGCCAGCCAACCCAGCCAGCUUUUGUGAGAGGGGGCUGCUCUUAGCUCAACGACACCACCCCGUCUUCCAGACUCAAGAACGGGAGGGGAGGGGGCAAGGUGUUCCCCCAGCUUCGGCCAUGGGGAAGUCCAACAGCAAGCUGAAGCCAGAGAUGGUGGAGGAGCUGACCAGCAAGACCUACUUUACAGAGAAGGAAGUGCAGCAGUGGUACAAGGGCUUCAUCAAGGACUGCCCCAGUGGCCAGCUGGACGCCGCCGGCUUUCAGAAGAUCUACAAGCAGUUUUUCCCCUUUGGAGAUCCCACCAAGUUUGCUACAUUCGUAUUUAAUGUUUUUGACGAGAACAAGGGGAGUUUCAGGUGUCAAAUUAUACAGAUGGGGCCUGUACAUCUACAAGGAUGUGGAUUGUGGGAUCAGAAGGGGAGAGAGUCGAGGGUAAUACAGGACGGACGGAUCGAGUUCUCGGAGUUCAUCCAGGCACUGUCCAUCACCUCACGGGGCACCCUGGACGAGAAACUACGAUGGGCUUUCAAACUCUACGACCUUGACAAUGAUGGCUACAUAACACGAGACGAGAUGCUGAACAUAGUGGACGCCAUUUACCAGAUGGUGGGGAACACUGUGGAGCUGCCAGAGGAUGAGAACACACCAGAGAAACGCGUGGACCGCAUCUUCGCCAUGAUGGACAAAAAUGCAGACGGCAUGUUGACACUGCAGGAAUUUCAGGAAGGCUCAAAGGGCGACGCCUCCAUCGUUCAGGCCCUGUCGCUGUACGACGGCCUGGUCUAAGGGUCUGGGCACCUGCGGUCUCCCAUACUGUCCCAUCCAGUGCCAUCACGCUAAUUCUGAGAAAAAUCCACUGACCUCCACCCUUCCCUGCUACAGAGGAGUAAGGUGGGGUGUAUUUUGGGAACCGCCAUGUUGAGCCUAAGCUUGUCAAACACUCAUCUUCAUGUUCGCCAAAAAGUCAUUUAAAAAAGAACAAAAUAAAAUAUGAAUACAGCAUUUUUAAGAGAUGGGACAAGGAGCUGCUCUGUGAUGUCCUGCGGGCAAGUGGAACGGGGGAGAGAGAAAGACAACAUGCCGCCCAGGGGCAUUCUGGGAGCGCUGUCACCUAUUGUCAUGGCAACUACCUAGCCAAUCGAAAAGCAGACCGGAGCUGAUGGUUUUCUCACGUUUCUUCAUUCAUGGAAGCUUGUUGACUUUCACGUUUCGAGCUGAAGAUCAGUGUGGUUUUCAAAUAGUCUUUUCCUUUUUUUUAUAUAUAUUGAUCACAGCUGCGUGGACUUCUAAGUGUGCAAGAUCUCUUCCAGCUAUGCUAUAAAUUGCUUGCCUCUCAUGAACAGUGGCAGUUCUGCUUGUCUGUCUGUCUUGAUGAUAUGUAGCUUCUGUUUCUUAUUUUAUCUGCAUUAUUUUUUCUUAUGGUCCCACCAGCAUAGACCCUCCUGCCAAGCGGGGGUGGGGGUUGAGGUCUCCAUCCAUUUAAAGGGGUCCAGGGAGUUGUAUUAGCUGGUUUUGAUUAUGCGCCCAUGCCUCUGCUGUGCCCCACCCACCUCUGAAUGCCCUGCACAGGGUACUUAGGCAGCCAUUAAGGCCACAAUCACUUUUCCUCAUGCUGUUGUCCUGACCGCCAUCCCCGAAAUAAAAAGGACCAGAGUAACAGGGGCGCGGCUGCGUAGACUAAGCUGGCAAAACAAACCUUUUUGUUUUGGAAAAGCACUGCAGUCAUGUGGUAGUCUGGAGGUUUCACUGACGCAAAAAUUCACUGUUUUGCUGUCCUUUCUAGACAUUGGAGAUUUUAGAUCUGCUGAUAUAGGUUUGUUGUUAUAGAUGCAGUGUCCUGCCCAUUUAUAUGGAAAAAACUUAAAAGCCACUACACCUGAUCUUUCAUACAAGUCAUACAGAUCCCCACACUGCCUCUUUUGUUAGUCUGUGAGGGAGUGUCGAGAGUCUUUUGAUGAAAUUCCAGUGCUGUGGAAGAGAUCCUGUUCUCAUUUGCAAAAGAAAUUUCACAGAAAUUUGUCUGUUGCUGUGAUGGCGGGGGCGGGGGCUUUCGUCAAACCCUCCCCAAGGUAAUUAGGGAGGCGGGGCUUCAGCGCAGGCAACAGACCAUUCACAGAGCAGCCCAUGGUCAUCUCCACAUAUGCUGGUGCACUGGAUUUGUCCUGCAGGAAAGUAAACGUCCAGGCAGUGGUACAAGGGAUGUUCUUUGGAUCUACUUGCUGGAUUCCUCAUAAGGAGACACCUUGAUGAGCCAGACCUUGGAACUGUGAGGAAUGUUUACACUGAGAGCGGACGGAACAUGAGAAUUUCCACGUUCAAGAUCCUCAUGCUGACUGUCAUUGGCUGUGCCAUGGCUGUACUUUUUGUUUUGAACGCUAAAAUGCAUCUUUUUGAUAGUGCUGCGGUCCUUUGGGAAAAGCCCAGUGCGUUUCCUGUGCCGGACCUUCGUGACAUCAGCGUGACCACAGGAGCAAUAUUAAGUGUGAGAAAUUCCACGGCUCUCCUUGUGUCGGCCUACCUCGACGAGCGCUUCUCUUCCAGAACCGUACGCAUCAUCGCCAUCGUGAAGAGAUCCCAAGUGCCUCAAUUCUACUGCCAGUUCUACAACAGUUCGUGGCUUGUCACCGUUAGGGCCAAGGUCUUGAUUCACCCUGACCACUUCUCCUUCCCUUACGGUACUGCAUUUAUUAUGUGCCAGAUGCCAAACAAGGCUGAAGUCGCUCCUUACGUCAGUGUUACCACAACAAUGAGCCCAAAAUCAGCUGGCCCAUUCCUCCGUAUCCGCCCAGUCAGUCGAGGCAGGUCACUGACCUACCCCCGCCAGUUCUCUGUGUGCAUUUCCACCUUAUAUGGGAACUACAGCAAUAUCCUACAAUUCGUGCAAUCAUUGGAGAUGUAUCGGAUCCUCGGUGCCCAAAAAGUGUUUGUCUACAAGAGUGACUGCAGCCCCAUGCUUCAGAGGGUAUUGGACUUCUAUGUUGCUGAGGGCUUCAUUGAAGUCAUUGCUUGGGACAUUCAGCAUUACCUCAGUGUAUCGAGGAGCUGGCUGCCAUCUCUGGAUCCUGGACAGUUGCAUUACUAUGGGCAGGUCGCCACCCUGAACGACUGUGUGUACCGCAAUAUGCCAGAGAGUCGUUAUGUGGUCCUGAAUGACAUCGAUGAGGUUGUGGUGCCCAUCCUGCACCACGACUGGGUGGAGAUGAUGAACGCACUUUCCUCAGCCCACCUCGGAGUGGAAAGCUUCCAGAUUGAGAACAGCGUGUUCCGUACCAGUGUGACUGGUGACACGGGGGAGUUUAACCUUUGGGGCCAGGUGCCCGGGGUCAACGUUCUGCAACAUGUACACCGUGAGCCCUACCGGAGGUUCACCUUCAAUGCAUGCAAAAUGAUAGUGAACCCACGUGCUGUAGUGUGGACCUCCGUGCACAAAGUGUCUUGGCAUGUUGGAGCCUCCAUGUGGGUUCCUGCCUCCGUCGCACGGCUCCACCACUGCAGGACAGACGAUGACAUGAAGGUGAGGGAGAAAGACCUAAUCAGGGACACCACAAUCUGGAAGUAUAGCUCCUCUCUCAUUAAGAACGUCAACCAUGUCCUGAAAGAGGCUCUCUGACAGGAAUAGAUAGAGAACCAUAAAUCAGGGGCUGGAGAUUACAACAUAGCCCAACAAUUUUUUUUAUUAUUUUUUCCUCAAAGUGUAGUUACUGUAAUUCAAAAAGCACUCGUUUACAGGUAUAAUUUAAAUAGAGACGUCUUUUGAAAUUUGCUUUGCCUGUCUGACAGAAUGUUGCCUGAUUGUGGACUGGCGUUGUGCUACAGGAUAUUUGUCUGAAAUUGUUUCCUAUGUAUUCCUCCGUACAGCAGAUGUCGCUAUUUUCAAAAAAAAGAAAAAAAAAUUUAAAGUGGCAUAUUGGAAUCUGACACCUCAGAAGAUGUAUUUAUUAGAUAAUUCUUUUUUGUUAUUGGGUGGAGUGUUGGCUUUGAGGCUAGAAAUCUGUGCCAGUAAUCAUAAGGUUGCAUGUUUGAAUCCCAUGAAUGCCAAGAGUGAUCCUACUCCUUGAUCCUUGAGCAAGGCCCUUAACCUGCAGUUGCUUCUUCUUGGGUAUGAUGUUAAUCUACAUCCAGCCCUGCAAGCAGGUUCUCCAACUUAUAGUGAAAAUUUGGGGGUUGGUAGCAGGAUUGGCACUCCAGCCACUGUAAAAAAACUCACACUGUUCCAUUCCAUUCGGACUGGUAUGGUGCUGAGGUAGCAGCCACUGCAGGGCUGCACUCAGGUUCUGCCUGAAGUGUCUUGUCAUGGGUACAGCGAUGCAACCUCAGCGCCCAGUUCUUACUCCUUUUUUUGUGGGCACAGUACAGCAGUAUGAACAAUACAAGAUUGUUUGCUCAGUUAUCCUCAACCUUGACUGAGAUGGGAAAAUAUGCAAAUGCUUUCUGAUAACUAGAGAAGACUAAUGUUCCGAACGGCACAUUACACUGUACGUAUUCAUGGCUGCUUCAUCGAACUGUUUCUUUAAUGUUUAUAAAUUAGAGAAUGUUAUUUAAGCAAACUCGUUAAAAGAAACUAUUCUGAUAGGGAAACGUGCAAAUGCAUGUCAAUACGGCUAAUGGUGCAGUAUUUGCCUGAGGGCGGUGAAAACACGCAGCGGUUUUUACAUCGCAAAUGCACAGUUGCAAACAACAGUCAGUUUCUUCAAAUUUAAUAAAGUUUCCAUUAAUCCGGAACCAACAGCUGACUUGUAAGCUCAUUUUACUGGCAGUUACACAGUCCUGUCUUUCUAGAAUACAAGUGCUUUGGACUUGUCGAGAAUGUAACGUCUGUACUGGCAUCUGAGCGGAUUGAUAUGUUGCGUAAGAUCAUUACUGAUUUUAAAAGAAGGGGUGACAUUUUAUAUUCAUGUUGGUCACUUUAUUUUCUUAUUAUUCCUGUAUAAAAUGAUACUGGGUCAUAUGGAAUAAAAGCGGCCAAUGGCAUUUGGUGUGGAAGUGGGAAGAGGGAAUGUGGUCUCCGAGGGGGGGGGGGGAUUUAGGCACAGGCAAAAUGGGCAGCCGCCCGUGGUAGCAUCUUGUUGGGGGUGGCACUGGGCGCCCUGAUCAAAAGAAAAAAUUGAUUGUGACAUUUACACAAUCAAUUUCCCGUCACUCAUUUGCACGGCAUGUCAGUAAUAAUCAUAUCAUCAUGUGGGUCGAUUAACCUUGUUGGGCUUGGCGCCCUGAUUCUAGUUUGUGGGUCAGACAGGCUGCCACUCAGAAGUCCAAGACGGUAUGAGUUGAUAUGAGGGUGGUAACCAAAGGUUAUAAAUCAAGUGAUCAUUCAAGAGAACUUUGUGCAUUGCCCACAAAGAUAUAGUAACUAGGAUUUGAGGACGUUAGCCGCUAGUUAAUUGUAGCAUAACUGUUGCCACGGCACAUAGCUUAUCUGCCUACCAGGCAAAUUAGCCAAAAAAAGGUGAUUAGCCGUGGGCGGUGUAGCUGAGAGCAGGCCGAGCGGGAUUUGACUGGAGGUGCAUGCAAAUAUGGGUUUUAUAUUUGUUUUUUUUUUUUUUCAAUGAAAUGCUGAAUUAAAGUGUAAGGUUUUCUUGUUUAUAAAUGGCAAAUAAGAGUUUCACAACUUUUUUAUUAAACUAUAUAGAUAUUUUUUUAAAGACACAUUUCAAAUUCCUCUGGCACGUGUUUCAGUGGCAUCAGGUUGAAUAUGUUGGAAUUUCCAAAAAUGUUCUUUAUAUGCAGGAUCUCCUGGGCUAAAAUGAUUCUAACUAUAUUGGUCGAGAUUUUAACUAUAUUAGUUAGAACCCUUCCAGCCUGAGCAGAAGGCGUCUCUAAGGCAGCCGUUUUCAGCCUAUCAUUCGCGACCCAAAUUUGUGUCACAAGGCAGAUCUGGAAAUGUAAGCAUUUUGAAACCGGCAAGCUCAUAUGCUGAUCCACGAUCAGAUAUACCAGCCCCAAUCCUAGAAUUAACCUAUAAAAACGGGUCUUUGGUCUGCAAAUGCUUAGUGGAAAACUAACGAACACUCAACUAAUCCAAGAAGCUAAACCACAGAUACUUAAUGUAAAAUUCACUGGUAUCUCAAAUCACAUUUGUGCGUCUGGCAUUGAUUGGCGUAAAAUGCAGAGGGCACUGAGUGUUUGAUCAUAUCGUUAAUUUAAACAUACGUGAUAUAGGGUCUCGCAUGGUAAAUUGGGUGCAAAAAAAACACUGGUUCAAGGGUUGUUUGUCCUGCUUUAUGCAUUUAUAUUUAAGAUUCUGCUUAUAAAAAUAUUAGCUACUCGUUUGUUGGGUUUGGAUAAAUAAACAUCACUCUACAAAUGGGGGUUUUCUGGCGUAAAGAGCAGCAGAUGGUUUUGAAGUCUCUAGGCCUAUUUCUGAUUUGACUUGAGUUAUACUUUUAAGAUAAAUUGGCUGAAGAACUGUUAGAAUAUUCCUGCUUCGUUUCAGUAUUUUAUACCACACAACAUUUUAAAAACGGUUGUUUGUUUGCACUUCCUGUCAUCAUGAGAACAUCUAAUCAGCGCGAUGCCUAUUAUAUAUUUUUGUAGAUUUUAUCAACAGGCUGCUUUGACAUGGAACUCCAAAAUGUUCGUGAUUUGUGUUGUUCAUAAAUUUUCUCUACAUGUUUUUCGUAUUAAGUCUGUGAAUUAUAUAUAUUUUAAUUAUAUUUACUGUUGAAAUUCUGGAAGAUUUUAAUAACUAUCGAUGUUGAUAGAAAUUAUUUAUUUUGUUAAGGAUUGAAACACAAUGUAAAUGUUAAUCAAUGGACUCCUACCGAGUAACAUUUGAUUGCACUCAAAACCGAAGGUAAGAGACACGUAUAGUGACGUAUAGUGGACGUUAGCUGACGUGUUUUACAACGCGUGCCGCAUGCUGCAAGAACCAAAACAAACCCAUUGCGCUAUAAUUGUAGAAGUUUUGCUAAAUAUGUGUGAUGUUGUGUCUUGCGUCCUCACUGGGACGACACCCGGACGUAAUCUGUAGUAUAAAGGAGAAUUUCAGUGACUAAAUGUAAGAUUUAAAACCCUUUUGUUGUGUAUUUCAAAGAACAAAAUUAAAAACGAAAUAAUAGUAAUUAAUAGGGAAUUUGUAGGGAUUAUAACAUGAGAAAACAAAAUAGAAGACAACAAAACAACAAUUUAAUAUAUUUUAUGUAUUUGAUAGAACUUCCAUAGGCACACUGACAUCGUGAAAUAUUUAUUACAAAAAACAAUAUCCCCACUAGGGGGCGACAAAGAAAACCUUUUAGACAAAUCCAUUUUCACCAUAAAUGUCAAAGGGACACUCUCAGUGCCAAACGGUUAUGCUGAUCAUCAAAGACUGCAAACAAUGGUUCAAGUGGUUGUCUAAAGUCUAAAGUGUGAGCAUAUAGUACCACACUCAAGAGAAAACAGCAGGACUUCCCAGGAGAUGUUCUAAAGCAAUUACGGCAGAUAUGUAGUGCAGGUAUCUUCAUGUUCAUACCUAAAAAAGGUAGGAUGCAGCCUUUCUUCCAUAACACUUACAGUACCAGCGACUUGUCACUUAUCGUGUCACCUUGGACUCAUCAGUGAAAACCAAACUAGUUUGUUUUAGACCCCACCCAUGCUGAGGUUUUUGAAAAGCUAAAGUGAAUCAGGCCAUUUACACACAAACACCCAUCUGGUCUGAAACCCGAACGAGGCAUGAGGCUCUCACCCCGAGCAGACAAGAACAGCCCGUUGCAUAAUCGUGUCUGCUAGGAGCUGUCGUAUGUCCAGUCGCUUUGGCCUCUUCCCGCGCGGAGAAAGUGAGUAAUAUAACCUCAUCCAUUUGGCGCAGAGUGAAGGAGUUUCUUCCUCUGCGUGAGAGAUGUGUCGUCUGAACACAUGGAGCGUACAGCACAACCCUGGGCCCUUAUGUAAUGGGAAGGCAGUGCGACGAGGAAAUACGGUGAGCUCUGGCAACAUCCAGCUGGGCAGCAUGGUGCUUUACGCUGCUGGUCCAGUGUCUGGAGGGCAGAAAUGGUGCAUUAUCUUGUACCAUCCAUCUUCUGCUCUCAAUAUUCUAAGGCAGGGGGUGAUACAGGGCAGGGUGGCAAACCUUCACAUGCAUGCACCAUUCACACCUACAGGCAGGUUGAUAAUGCCAAUUCACUUCAGCGUGCUUUAGGGCUGCGAGGGGAAACUGGAGGAAACUGCACGACAACGUAGGGAGAACAUGCAAACUCCACACCCAUGGAGCCAUAGUGGACUCACACCCUGGUCCCAGGGGUGUACAGUGACAGUGCUGACCACUGCAGCACUGCACUACCUCUUACUGUAGCACCCAAUGAGGAAGAUGUCGAAGAAACAGAAAAUGCUGAGCUAUUCUUGUCAUUCAAUGACAAGAAUCAAUAUAUAAUAAUAAUAAUAAUAAUAAUAAUAAUGUGGACCAUGGGACUGAAAUCAUGCUGGCAGACAAAGUGAUUUUUCUGGUAAAACACUUCAGUGGCACAAUGUCGUGUUGAGCUGGGAUGCGUUGUCAGUGUGUUUGUGAAACUUUUUACCUACUCCUCAGCAGAUGAUGGUCUUUUUGUAACCAUGGCAACCAUGCUCCCCGCCGUCUUGGCCGGAAGAUGAGUGACAUCUGCUCCUGCCUCAGCGUCAGGGGCUGCUGGUCAUUAGAAGCCACCGUAGUGACUGGCGAAGCUGUGAGCCAGAUUAGCGCAGAGCAUCAAGGCUAAACUCACGGAAGAGGUUGAUCCGGCGCGUCAUCGGUACCACGCCCCCGUCACUGAUAGGUCGACAAACCCAUGUCCAUCUGGCUCAAGAUGAGAUCAAAUGAGACUUUAUUGAAGCUUUAUUUAUCUCCGAAGGGGAAAUUUGGGUGGUGCAGCAGCCAAUAAAGAACAGAAAUAAAGUGCAGCAAUUUCUACCAAUAAUCAAUUAAAAAUAGAAUUAAAAAAUAACUAAAAGUAGUAGGUUGUACUUACAAUGUAAUGCACCAAUGAAUAGAGUAGAAUAUAAAAACUGUACAGGUUGUACAUUCAUGUAUACAUUGGAUUCUGAUGUUGCACAUACAUAUUCUUACAUAUAAUUGUUACCAGGCUUUGCACAGUGUAAUGUAAUAUAGUGAUUCAGGCUAAGAUUGUGGACUAAGAUGGCAGCCUGAAUGGUUGCCUUGCUGGGUCGGUGCAUGUUGUUUUGUGUUGUUUUCUUUGUUACUGUUGUGUUUUUGUGUUGCAACUCUAUCCCCAUUACGCUAUGCAUAUUAUCUUUGCCCCAGUCCGCCUAACCAGCUGGCUGCUUCAUCGCUCUAUGCACAUUAUCUAUGUGAGGCACAUGAUUUUAUUUUAUGUUUUAAUAAAUAAUUUAUUCUGUU